CGUCAUGAACAUGGCCAGCGCAAACCUGCAGCGGCUUUGAUUCCCAACGAACCACGUUGGGUUCGAUAUGUCUGACCUGGAAGGGGGCUCUUCCGACUAUCAUGAUGAUGAUCUCGGGGAUUUCGUUGUUGACGAUGACUCUGAUGCCGCAGCCACGCCGACCGAACGGAGUUCUCCCAGGCCGGCCAAGCGCCGUCGCCUGAAAGCCAACAAGCAGAACCUAUCACUGCGAAAGAAUCAACAUGACCGACGUGACACGCGAGAGACCUCACAUUAUUCUAGCGAAGGCGAGGACAAGGAGCUACACUCUCCAGAGCGAUCAUCACAUUACUUCCGUGAUUCCGAGGAGCCGGAGGCGUAUUCCAAGUAUAAACUGUUCGUGCCCAAGAACAGAAAUGUUCAGGAGAACAUCUUCGUCACCCAACUCACGCAACCUCAAUCGCCUCCAGAGAUGAUCCGAGGCCCGCGAUGGAAGAAGCCGGACCCAGAGUUACCUCCCCCGAUGAACGUUCCGGCAACACACGCAGUGAGCGGAAGAGGCGAGUGUGAUGGGACAAAUGAUGAAUUUGACGACGAUGACGCCCUAAAGGCGGCCAUUGAGGCUUCGUUGCAAUCUUUCGAAGAAGAAAGCUCCAAAGAGUCUCACAAGACAGCUUCUGAUCACUUGAGGCCUCCACCGUUGGAUUGCUUUUCGAGUGAACAGACAGGCGAAGCCAUGGAUAUUCCCGCAGAAUUUCUAGACGAUAUACCGGACGAUGCCUUUGACUCCGAUCUAUCCUUGUCUCCUCCUCCCCCAACUCAUGGUCGACCGGUAUCAGGCGCUUUUACGCAGAGCGCAAAUCGUCCAUUGGUCCGGAGUCCAGCAAACCAGCCCCCGCGUGGCGAGCAGGUCAUGUCACCACCCGAGAAGGAAGCUUUGGAUACAUGGUUCAACAUCGCCCAGAAAGGAUUAUUCCAUAAUCUGCUCGUUGCGCUGCCCACUGGUCUAGGUAAAACGUUCAUUGCAGCCACCAUCAUGUUGAAUUGGCUACGAUGGACCAAAGACGCCCAGAUCGUAUUUGUCGCGCCUACAAAACCGCUAGUCGCUCAACAGAUAGACGCAUGCUUUCAAAUCGCCGGAGUUCCACGAUCCCAGACCACAAUGCUCACCGGCGAAGCUGCCCCUGGCAUCAGAGCUCAGGAAUGGAAGGCGAAACGCGUUUUCUUCAUGACCCCUCAGACCUUAGUCAACGAUCUCAAGACCGGGAUUGCAGAUCCUAAGCGUGUCGUUUUGCUUGUUGUAGACGAGGCGCAUCGCGCCACAGGAGGGUAUGCCUACGUGGAAGUUGUGAAAUUUCUUCGACGCUACAAUCAAAGUUUCCGUGUCCUCGCUUUAACUGCAACGCCUGGCUCUACAGUGGAAGCUGUCCAGGCAGUGAUUGAUGGGCUGGAUAUCUCCCGAGUUGAGAUCCGCACAGAACAAUCCCUCGACAUCCGGGAAUAUGUUCAUGCAAAGGAUAUAGAAGUGCAAACAUUCCAGAGUUCCGAGGAAAUGGUUCUGUGCAUGGAUCUAUUGACGAAGACACUCCAACCUUUAGUUGACCAGCUUCGGAGUCUCAAUGCUUACUGGGGCCGUGAUCCUAUGGGACUUACUGCAUUCGGAUUGACAAAGGCCAGACAGCAGUGGAUGAUGUCGGACGUUGGUCGGAAUGCACAUUUCGGGUUGAAGGGCAAAGUAAAUGCGAUCUUCACCGUUCUUGCCAGCCUUGCCCAUGGGAUUGACCUCUUAAAAUAUCACGGAAUCACUCCGUUUUACCGCCACCUUGCGCAUUUUCAGUCCAAUACUGAUGGGCAGAAGGGUGGCAAGUAUCAACGACAAGUUGUUCAGGAUGAGAGCUUCAAGAAACUUAUGAACCAUUUGCAACCGUGGACUAAGAACCCAGAAUUCAUUGGCCAUCCCAAGCUGGAAUACUUGAAGCAGGUUGUCUUGAACCAUUUCAUGGACGCGGGUGAAGGUGCGGGUACAGGCGAGGACCAGGCGAAACCAGCAACUAGAGUGAUGAUCUUCGUGCAUUUCCGAGACAGCGCCGAAGAGGUAACGCGAGUCCUCAAAAGGUACGAGCCGAUGAUCCGGCCCCAUGUUUUUGUUGGACAGAGUAGCGCCAAGGGCUCAGAAGGAAUGAAUCAGAAAACUCAACUCGACAUUGUGCAGAAGUUCAAGAACGGCACUUAUAACACAAUCAUUGCAACUUCGAUUGGUGAGGAAGGGUUGGAUAUCGGCGAGGUCGACCUGAUCGUCUGUUACGACUCGUCCGCGUCACCAAUUCGCAUGCUUCAACGCAUGGGACGUACCGGUCGAAAGCGAGCGGGUAACAUUGUGUUGCUUCUGAUGCAAGGCAAGGAGGAAGAGUCCUAUAUUAAGGCAAAGGACAACUACGAGAAGAUGCAGCAGAUGAUUGCUAGCGGCACCCGAUUUACUUUCCAUGAAGACCAGUCCCCUCGUAUCCUUCCCUCGGGGAUCCGGCCUGUAGCUGAUAAACGGGCGAUUGAAAUACCCGAGGAGAAUACUGUGCGAGAGCUGCCUGAGCCCAAGAGAAAAGGUCGACCUCCAAAGAGGCCACCCAAAAAAUUCCACAUGCCGGAUAAUGUGGAAACAGGCUUCACGAAGGCGUCCAGCUUGGCUGAAGGCGGCAAGCGUAGGGAAGCAAAGAAAAGUAAGGCUCGCACGCCUACUCCAGAGCCCGUUGAUCUCCCCGCGCUCGAAGAUGUCCUGCUUACUCCAGCGCAGCAAAACGAGCUUGAUGUUCAUUACAGCAAGGCAGGACAAUCCGAUGCACCGUCAAUCUGCAAUCCUCGAACUGACGCUUUCCCGCGCCUUCAGCUCGCUCCUCGGCCUACUAAAGCAGUACAACACGGGUCUCUGACUCGCCGCAUGAUCGGGACUCUGCAGAAAAUGGAUCGAGUCUCCGCGGACUGCGAGCAGCAAUACAGGCGUGUCCUAGCGCUGACUCCCCUCUCUGUCCGCAUCGGCGAAGGUCAACCCCUCGCCGUGCAACCCCGCUUGCAGCAUCCCGCUGACCACCAGCAUCGUGCUGCUUUUAGGGACCUCCUCCGGCGCCUCAACCCCCGCGACACCAAGCAGAACUUACAGGCAAUCACCACCAUUGUCCCUGACCUGACCGAAGAUCUCUUGUCGUCCGUUGAUCAGCCCCUGGAGAUCCGCCGCUGCCCCAAGACAAACCGGGAUUACUUGCUCUGCGACUACAACCGGGAUGGCGACAGCUACCGGUCACCCUGGAGCAACGAAUUCGACCCCCCUCUCGAUGACGGAACAGUGCCCAGUGAGCGGGUGAGAAAGCUCGAGGUUGCUGCCAACGAGGCCUUCGAUGUCUAUCGGGAGCUAUACUACGAGGGCGGCGUGGGGAGUGUGUACUUCUGGGAUUUGGACGAUGGGUUUGCGGGCGUGAUUCUGCUCAAGAAAGGUGCGUUGGCUUCUAUCUCCGAACUGAAAGAUCGGAGGGCUCGUGGAGCUUGGUUGCAGGAAGUGGGCGUUUAA
Aspergillus uvarum CBS 121591 is the source of this 3535-nucleotide messenger RNA. RefSeq names its product 3'-5' DNA helicase (gene mph1). Lineage: Eukaryota; Fungi; Ascomycota; Eurotiomycetes; Eurotiales; Aspergillaceae. The transcript has 5 exons. Gene Ontology annotation, cellular component: F-actin capping protein complex; cytoplasm. Gene Ontology annotation, molecular function: actin binding; 3'-5' DNA helicase activity; hydrolase activity. The record is from RefSeq and is a predicted model, not a curated record. Gene Ontology annotation, biological process: double-strand break repair via synthesis-dependent strand annealing; barbed-end actin filament capping; actin cytoskeleton organization. Bases 68 to 3535 code for a protein of 1155 amino acids.